CAAGGCAAUUUCUACGAGAUGUGCUCGUUCAGUGAGACAAAGUAUGAGAAGCUGAAAGAACGGGGCCUGAUCCAGUUCAAUGCCAGGCAAUUGUCACGCGUCUAUCCGCAAGGUUCGCGUGUCACAUCGGCAAAUUAUGAUCCUGUACCGAUGUGGAAUGCUGCAUGCCAUAUGGUUGCACUCAAUUAUCAGACUGGUGACAAGGCGAUGCAAUUGAAUCAGGGGAAAUUUAUGGCAAAUGGCCAGUGUGGAUAUGUGCUGAAACCAUCAUAUAUGAUCGAUGAGAUGUUCUCUCCGGAUGCUGCUGAAGUUGUUUCUACCUCCUGUCCAAUUGUACUUACACUCAACGUAAGGAUAAGUCAAGCUUACUGCUUACUAAUUUUGGCUGGGCAACAUCUGUCAAGGAGAGACAAAAAUAGAGGUAUUUGUUCGCCAGUUGUUACUGUAGAGAUUAUUGGUUUGCCAGCUGAUUCGACCUCCGUUCGCACUCGAGCUAUUGAACUAAUUUCCGUGUUUUUCGGUUUCCGAUCUGUGAAGCUGCGAAAUCAGCACAGCGAAGAACUGGAACUGUCAUCUUUGCUUGUUUAUCUGGAAAUGCGUCGCCAAGGUGGUGAAAACGAGAAAUUAUAUCCGCAUAUUGCUUUACAGGCUGGUCGAUGCCUCACAGGUGGGAUGCACAAAUCAUCAACAUCAUCAGGUAUAUUUUCGGCUCGUCUCAAUUCAGCCGAUCAGUGUAAUUUUACUCCGUCCAUUUCACGUCGCAGUUCGUCUAUUGGAAGUCAGAGCCAGUGCUCUAACAAUACGGAAUUUGGCGAGUAA
Messenger RNA from Gongylonema pulchrum, 819 nucleotides. The record is from the annotation of a GenBank genome assembly. Lineage: Eukaryota; Metazoa; Nematoda; Chromadorea; Rhabditida; Gongylonematidae.